UCUGAUUAAAAUAUAAUGAGGUGUCAAACGCGCUACUGAAGUUUGAAUAAACCUCCCUUGAAUAAUCAAUGCUUCUACAGAUGCGGCGUCCUCACGUCAGAUGAAGAUGUGGCAGUGAUCUCUAACCACUGAUGCUGAUAGUGCCUGUACGCUUUCGCUCAUUAAACAUGUUACUGGAACAGAUGUUCACCCUUAUGUUCUCUAAUUUCCUGGAACCAAGUGGGGACGUUGUUCUUGUGAGGAGUCAGUUAUCCUGUGCCUCGGACUGCACUGCUCUGGACGAUUGUUCUUCGUUCUUCUACAACCCCGAUUCCAAGUCAUGUCUGGUCACUCUACAGCGUCACUUUACCACUGCUGGGCUCGUGUCAACAUCUGGCUUCAAGUACUACAUGGCACGUUCAGACUGCAACAACAUAUGGACUGUAGCGGGGAUGUCUUGCUUCUAUAAGAGUACAGACAGGAAAAACGUUGCCGACGCAAGGCUCGCGUGUGCUGGUAUGGGCGCUCUCAUGGCAUCCACUAACUCAGAACAAGAAAACAGAGUCAUCAAGAAAAAAUUCGGAUCAGGAUUUUGGAUUGGAGGCAGUGAUGAAAUUCAGGAAGGGAAGUGGAUCUGGCCAGAUGGUCAACCGGUUACUCUCAACUUUUGGGCAGAAGGUCAACCCGACAACGGUACCGACGACCAGUGUAUGGAGCAAUGGGGACAUAAGGAGGGGUGGAACGAUGGACCCUGUUGGUAUCCAACGUUUUAUUUAUGCGAAAAAUAGUUUAUAAAAAUGGCACAACACUUUAUCCAAACUUACAAAGGAAUGUCGGAUUCUGCUUCUUUCUCUUAAUUUGAAUCUUCCCUGUACAUUUCUCACAGCGUCCGCAUAAAUUUGCGAACUAUUACAUAGGUAGCAUAUCAACCGCAUUCUUUUUCUCGAAUUCGCGUAUCAUACCACGCCUUAUGGUUAGGUUCCGCGAUCUUAACGCUAAGGUGACCGUAACUCCCAUACCUUAAGAUAGACUAAAGGUAGUCUUAGCGCUGAGGUUGUUUUGUACAACGGCACCCAGUACAAUAAUGUUCAGAUCUAUCCUAUGAGACCGUAUGUAAUCAUCAGAACCAGACAAAGUAAACAUACGUUUUAUGAAUAUCACUUUAUUGGUUAGCAAUCGCCUCCAACCUCUUAAUCAGGCUGAAUAUGUCUCUCAGGUGAAAUUUCUCUCUACACUUGGAUUAUUCAAAAUGAACUGUCAGCCAAUGAUAUUUAGUCUCUUUAUAUUUUGGCAAUUCCAAAUGA
Molecule: messenger RNA, 1283 nt
Organism: Haliotis rubra (blacklip abalone)
Lineage: Eukaryota; Metazoa; Mollusca; Gastropoda; Lepetellida; Haliotidae
Product: type-2 ice-structuring protein-like
Exons: 4
Coding region: 132-767 (211 amino acids)
Source: RefSeq, a predicted model, not a curated record